UAGUGUCGAGCGUCUUGUCAAAUUUCUGUUUUGAUUGCGUUCCUUCUGUGAGCUCCGCAAAAAUCAUCAUUCCUGGCAAUUUUGUUGCAUUUUUGAGUGAUUUUGCAGUGAUAAGUGGUGGUGGGUGUAACCGGAGGACAAAUGGUGAAGAUGCCAUCGAUAAAGAACGAGGGGGAGAGUGAUGGGGAUGGAGAUAUGUCCGGAGCGGAAUCUGAACAUUCAGGAUCAAGCCGUGUCCCAGAUAGGGAUUCCAGUGCUGAGGAAGCUGAUGAACCAGACUCCGAUGACUCCUCCGAGAUGGACGAGAGCGAGUGUGAGCGCAGGAGAUCCGAUUGCAUGGAUAAUUUGACUCAUCUUGAACGACAAUUCUCCAUUCUUCGGGAUCAGCUCUAUAGGGAGAAGCUACAGCAAGUUGAUAUUCAACUAUCUGAGCUACGUGGUGGACGUUCUCAGGAAUACUUACUGCCACUUCAGAGACUCAACGAGAAUAUGAGAAUUCGGACGGAAGUUGCUGGAAUUCUGAAGCAGUAUCGCUUGGAGAAUAUUAAAAAUAAAUUUGCAUCAGAGGAACAAGCUGCUAGGCAGCAUUAUGAGAGCGAAAAACAUCUAGCAAUGGAUGCAAUUUAUGAGGAACUGAUGGAGAAGAUUCGACGACUUGAGGAGGAUAGACACAAUGUGGAUAUAUCUUGGGCAGACUGGGGAACAAAUCAACGUACCAGCAAAGUCCGAGGUCCAGGCAGGAAGAAGGCAAUAACCGUAUCUGGUCCCUAUAUUGUGUACAUGCUGACCGAUGAAGAUAUCAUGGAAGAUUGGACGGCAAUACGGAAAGCCCUCAAACGAUCAUCAGCGGCAGCUACUUGAUAUUUCUAGCAGGAGUCUUCUUGAUCCUUUGGGACAAAAUCUACUAAUCGCUGUAAAAAGAGACCUUCUUUCUAAGCCAAUAAUGAAAUAAAGUUUUUUUUUUUGAGAUCCUUGAUUGACCUUUGAUAAAGUGAAUAAAAAGAAAAAUCUUUAAGAUGAAUAAGCCUUAA
Messenger RNA from Lutzomyia longipalpis, 1031 nucleotides. It is a transcript of the gene Brms1, whose product is annotated as breast cancer metastasis-suppressor 1-like protein. Gene Ontology annotation, molecular function: histone deacetylase binding. Bases 142 to 861 code for a protein of 239 amino acids. The record is from RefSeq and is a predicted model, not a curated record. Gene Ontology annotation, cellular component: Sin3-type complex. The transcript is spliced from 3 exons. Gene Ontology annotation, biological process: negative regulation of transcription by RNA polymerase II. NCBI's taxonomy places the organism in Eukaryota, Metazoa, Arthropoda, Insecta, Diptera, Psychodidae.